Messenger RNA from Spinacia oleracea (spinach), 1522 nucleotides. Its product is annotated as gibberellin 2-beta-dioxygenase 2. The record is from RefSeq and is a predicted model, not a curated record. The coding region runs from base 132 to 1121 and encodes 329 amino acids. Lineage: Eukaryota; Viridiplantae; Streptophyta; Magnoliopsida; Caryophyllales; Amaranthaceae. The transcript is spliced from 3 exons.
CCCUCAACCCCUCCCUUCUAAAACCCAACAUUUAUUUUCUCCAUUUUGUCAAACCCACUAAAUAUUCUUUCUUUUCUUUUAAUUAAUCAAAAAUUAAGAGAGAGUUUAAUCUUAAUCAACCACUAAUUACCAUGGUGGUAGCUUCUCCAAACCCUCUAAAAAGAAGCAAGAAAACAAAGGCCAUGGGAGUUCCAACCAUUGAUCUUUCUCUUAAAUAUCAACAACGUUCUACCUUAACCGACCUCAUUGUUGAAGCUUGUGAAGACUUCGGAAUUUUUAAGGUUGUUAAUCAUGGGAUUUCCACGGAGGUUAUCUCCGCCCUUGAAAACCACGGCCUCGACUUCUUCUCGAAGCCGACGCCGGAAAAACACCUUGUCGUGGGCCCCACUGUCCCCAAACCCUUUGGCUAUGGCUUCCGUAACAUUGGCAACAAUGGUGACGUGGGUGAUCUUGAAUACCUUCUCCUUCACGCUAACCUCUCUUCCACCCAUCCACCUCUUUUCGGUGAGGCGGUGGAUGAUUACGUGGGGGCAGUAGCAGAUUUAUCAUGUGAACUCUUAGAUCUGAUGGCUGAGGGUUUGUGGGUCUCUGAUAAAACGAUCUUUAGCAAGUUAAUCAGAGACGUUCAAAGUGACUCUCUUCUCAGAUUAAAUCACUACCCUCCAUUAAAAAACAAGGAUUCAUUCAUCAACGGUUCUGGAGAGCGUAUUGGAUUUGGGGAGCAUUCUGACCCUCAGAUCUUAACCAUCUUGAGAUCCAACGAUGUUGGAGGCCUCCAGAUUUGUAUGCCUGAUGGCUUGUGGGUCCCUGUUCAACCAGAUCCUAAUGCCUUCUAUGUUAUGGUGGGAGAUGCUCUUCAGGUAUUAACAAAUGGAAGAUUCGGAAGUGUGAAACACAGGGCAAUGGCAAACAAUUCAACAACCAAAGCAAGAAUGUCAAUGAACUUUUUUGGAGCGCCACCUUUGAACGCCACAAUUUCUCCGAUACAAGAAAUGGUGUCACCUAUGAAUCCAAACCUAUAUAAGCCAUUUACAUGGGGAGAAUAUAAGAGAGCAAUGCAUUCUUCAAGGCUAAGUGAUUGUCGUCUAAACCUAUUCAAGAGACGUAUUAAUGACCAAUGAUUUUAAUCAAGUUAACAUUAAUUAUUAUGGUCCGUUUUCCUAGUUUAGUAGAAGUAGAUUAUAUUGGACUAGAUCGGAAAUUAUAUUUCCAUUUUUGGUACAAAUCCAUCCAUCCAUAUUAAUUAUUAUAAUUAUUAUUAUAAUAAUUUUUAAUUAUGACCUUGUGGUGGGCUAGUAGCUAGCUAGUUGGAUAGGGACAUUUGGGAAAAAAAAAAGAAGCUUGUAAUGAUGUAUAUAAUCAUGGGGAGGUUUUUUAGGAGGUGAAAUUAUUGGAUGAUGAUCUCUUUUUUGAGUUCUAUACUCCAAAUCUUUUGCGUGGAAGACAACCGCCAUUAUUUUAUUGUAAUGUAAUAUAGGCCUAUGGUUAAUUAAUUAAGCAAAGUCAAAAUUUAUUAGAAGAA